AUGCCUUUCAACCCAGUUCUUGCCAUCCGCAUGGUCCAGGGCGUUCUGGCAUUCAUUGCCAUGUCCCUCGGAGCCACGGUUGCAAAUGCAAUCAACACCGAAACCCUCGGCCCACCCACAACGAUCACCACCGUCCCCAGCUCCGUCGUCUUCUACAUCUUCGUCGCCGUCUUCACCAUGCUCAUCACGGUUCCCUACACAAUCAUCUGUCCCCGCUAUUUCCCCCUGCUCGCCAACCCAUUCGCCAUGCUCGCCGCCGAGACAACCACCGCUAUUUUCUGGCUGGGCGGAUUUGCAUCUAUCGCCGAUCAUCUGAGACGCCAUAAGAUUGAUUUCUGCGGUGAGGGUGUCGAUGCCUGUGCUGCUGCGAGGGGCAGUAUUGCUGUUGGGGUGUUGGAAUGUAUCCUCUUCUUCACCACCGCCUGGUUCGCCUUCUCCCACAUCUUUCUCGGCGGGCCACAACACCAACAAGACCAACACGAAUACGAACAAAUCAGCGGGCAACGGAAACAGCAGUGCGCAAGACCAUCAAGUCGAUCCAAAUGA
Messenger RNA from Exophiala dermatitidis NIH/UT8656, 546 nucleotides. RefSeq lists its product as uncharacterized. NCBI's taxonomy places the organism in Eukaryota, Fungi, Ascomycota, Eurotiomycetes, Chaetothyriales, Herpotrichiellaceae. The coding region runs from base 1 to 546 and encodes 181 amino acids. The record is from RefSeq and is a predicted model, not a curated record. Gene Ontology annotation, cellular component: membrane. The transcript has 4 exons.